Oncorhynchus gorbuscha (pink salmon) is the source of this 875-nucleotide messenger RNA. RefSeq names its product ladderlectin-like. The coding region runs from base 79 to 639 and encodes 186 amino acids. The transcript has a single exon. The record is from RefSeq and is a predicted model, not a curated record. NCBI's taxonomy places the organism in Eukaryota, Metazoa, Chordata, Actinopteri, Salmoniformes, Salmonidae. Gene Ontology annotation, molecular function: signaling receptor activity.
GUGGCUUGGUGAGCUGCUUUCUCAAGCUGAACAGAACCUACAGACUUGUGAUUCCUUCUCUGACAGGAAAAGAUUACCAUGGAGAAGUUGGCCGUCCUUCUGCUUCUGAGUGCUGCCAUUACACUGGGCGACGCAAACCUGACCCAGCUGCUUGGUUUAGAACCCUUACUGAAGACUGAGGUGGAACAGACUCCUCCUGUCAGGGCUCAGGUAGCAGCAGUACAGCAGGGGACAAAGGAAAUGUCAUGUCCCUCAGACUGGCACCCAUAUGGAUCACGCUGUUUCAGGUUUGUCAGCAUUCCGCAGUCAUGGUCAGAUUCUGAGCAAAACUGUUUGGCACUUGGUGGAAACCUAGCAUCCGUGAAUAACCUUUUAGAGUACCAGUUCAUGCAAGCACUAACAAAGAAUACCAAUGGCCACUUACCUGAUACCUGGAUUGGAGGUUUUGAUGCAGUCAAGGAGGGCUUAUGGAUGUGGUCAGAUGGGUCCAGAUUUGACUACACUAACUGGAACAUUGGUCAGCCCAAUAACGCUGGAGAAGGAGAGGACUGUCUGCAGAUGAACGCUGCAAGUGAGAAGCUCCGGUUCGACGUGCCCUGUGAGUGGAAGUUUACAUCUCUCUGUUCCAGAAGAAUUUAGGCUAGGAAAUGACCCAGCCACUUCAACUCUCACCUCCAGGGAUCAACAGUCUACUUCACCUCUCACCUCCAGGGGUCAACAGUCUACUUCACCUCUCACCUCCAGGGGUCAACAGUCUACACUUCAAUACUCAAACCAAGAUCUGUCACUCAUAGCAGCUCACCAUUACCUAAACUUGUGAUGAAACUGUGUGAUGAUGCUAAUCCUGCUUUUGAAAUUAAAGAUAAAUGACUGAA